Molecule: messenger RNA, 2126 nt
Organism: Nelumbo nucifera (sacred lotus)
Lineage: Eukaryota; Viridiplantae; Streptophyta; Magnoliopsida; Proteales; Nelumbonaceae
Product: endonuclease V family protein
Biological process (GO): DNA repair
Cellular component (GO): cytoplasm; nucleolus
Molecular function (GO): single-stranded RNA binding; RNA endonuclease activity producing 5'-phosphomonoesters, hydrolytic mechanism
Source: RefSeq, a predicted model, not a curated record
AGACAGAAGGUAACAACAGAGAUAAUGACGAUGGAAAAACUCAGAAGCAUGGGCGGCGACUUCUACCUCCUACUUUGAAGCAUCUUUACAUCGGGAGAUAACGCCAACGCUGCCUUGCUCGAAGCGACCAUGAAAGGAAAUGAUUUGACCUUAUGAUGCAGUUCCAUUGGAAAUCCUACUGGUGGAGGUCUAGAGGCAAAGAUUAUCUAUUUCUUAUGGAAGAAUUUCUGCAGUUCUACAGGUACAAGGACAGUAUGAAGUAAUGAUGUAAUGAGGAAGAAAGGAGCUUUAAUAUAAAGCAACUUACCAACAAAUUGCCCAUCUCUUUUUAAACAUAGGGACAUAGUGGUUCCUUUGUUUUCUCAAUAAUUAGUGAUUUUAUUGAAACAGAAGAUAUUUCCACACUCACCACCACUGCAUCGACAACUAUUGAACCUUUGUCUAGGAUUGGACAUCAGAUACCUUACCAUAUAGGGUUGUCACAUGUUGAUAUCUCCAGUUAAAAGUUGAUCAAAUGAGUAAAUUGGAAACUUCUCCUUCAUUGGACAACAAUAAUUGGAUUGAGAUUCAGGAGUCCCUGAGGAGGAGAUUAAUUCUUAAGGAUGAUUUCACUUGGAGAGUUCCCACACAAAGAAAUGAGCCAGAUGAGAAUUGUGGGGUUGAAAACUUAAAAUAUGUUGGAGGAGUCGAUUUGAGUUUCUCAAAAGAUGACCCUUCUGUAGCGUGUGGUGCCCUUGUUGUUCUGGAUCUUAGUAAUUUGAAUGUUGUCUAUGAUGAUUUCAGUGUAGUCCAGCUUAAGAUUCCAUAUAUUCCUGGGUUCCUUGCAUUUAGAGAGGUUCCAGUUCUUCUACAGCUUUUGGAGAAAAUGAAGGAAAAUACCCAUCCAUUUUACCCACAAUUGUUGAUGGUCGAUGGCAAUGGAUUGCUUCAUCCUCGAGGCUUUGGUUUGGCUUGCCAUCUUGGAGUUAUAGCUAAUAUACCUACAAUUGGAAUAGGAAAAAAUUUGCAUAAUGUUGAUGGUCUAACCCAAUCUGGAGUGAGACGACUUCUAGAAGCAGAACAAAAUUGUGCUAGAGAUUUGAUUACUCUGACUGGACACUCUGGACGUGUAUGGGGAGCAGCAAUGCGAUCAACCCUGGGUUCCUAUAAACCCAUAUUUGUAUCAAUUGGCCACCGUAUAUCACUUGAUACAGCCAUCAAGGUUGUUAAAAUGACCUGUAAGUACCGGGUGCCAGAGUCUAUCAGACAAGCAGACAUGAGAUCAAGAGACUACCUCCAGAAACACAUGUAAUUUGCUGAAGUAAUGCAACUUUGAUAAACUGGUACAUCUGAUUUUUAGGCUUUCAACAAUAUAGGUUGUAAACUACUACCCGAUUGAAGGAAUCUGCUAAGGUGCCCAUUUGCAAUUUGUAUGCAUUGUAUCAGUUGCAGAGAGGUGGCCUUUCAUUUGAAUCUGCAAUAAUGAAACUCUUUUGUUGCUUUUUCAAGCUCACUUGCCAUUUUCUUUGGAUGGAUUCUCAGUGCUAUGAUUUAGGUGUUGACCUUUCACUUGAAGCUUCAAUGAUGAAACUCUAUUAUUCCUUUUUCAAGUUCACUUGCCAUUUUCUGGGGCUAUGGAUUAAGUACACUGUGAUUCUCUUUCCACCGAUUAUUAAGAUUUAAGAAGGAAACUCUUUGCAGGGAGUGCCUAUGGGUCUCAUGAUGUCAUGGAAGGAAUUGUUUGAACAAUUUGGCCAGUCAAUCUGCUCAUGCUAUGGUCCAAUUUGCUGAAAAGUCUUCUUUUGAUAUUAGCUAGGAGGCCACCCAAAUUUUGGACUCUGACAAUGUACCUUCUGCUCUUUAAUGAAUUAGUUUGUUUAUCCAUCAAAAAGAAAAAAAGCCAAGAUGUUUUGUCCUUUAUGACAAAAUCUAUGCAACAGGAGGAAGCAUGAAAGUAGUAAAAAGUUAGAUGAUUUCAGUGUCCUAUUCUCUGUAGGUUUGUUGGAGGCAUGAAGGGUCUUCUCCACUGUAAAUACUGUAAUAUUCAGAGCUUAGAUGCAUUUAGUAUGUAAGGUUCAAGGUCUAGACUCUAUACUAGUCAUGAAGCUGUAUUGGUCAAUAAAAUUGGAUUUUUAACUUCUACAUCA